ACAAGCAAAAAAGCAACCAACAACAACAGUAACCACCGAAGCCGAACCACAACUGAAAAUUGCAGCAACUACAGCUACAGCUCAGCUGUCUUUCGCUCUCUUUAAACAACAUACAACUGUAAACGUGUCGUUAUCGCGACUUUAAGCUGUGCCUGGCUGUGCCUCUCUCGAUCGCUCGCUAAACUAAAUUGCUCUGUGUGUGCGUCGUAAUCGUCAUCGCGUUGUGUUGCGUGCGUGCGUGUUCCUGUGUGAGUGUGCAUCUUCGUGUGUGCGUGUGUGUGUAUCACCAAAGUGAAGGUGUGCGUGGCGCUUGGGUGUGUGAGAGUACGAGUAAGAGUACGAGAGUGCGUUUUGAGACGCGUCGUCGGCUAUGUCAAGGGGCAUAGAUGCGCUAAUAAAAGCGGUGCUCUACCUUGAGCAGAAUGAGAAGCCCACGCAGACGGGAGGAGGUGGAGGUGCUGCUGGAAUAGGCUUAGUGCCACAGCCGAUACCGGUGCACUGCAUCAAUGGGAAUGUCGGUUAUCGGAGCAGCAAGAGCAUCGGUAUUCCCACUAACAACAACAGCGCGAGUCAGCACAAUAGAAAUACUACGGGGAGUAACGGCAUCAUUGGCAGCAUUGCCACAGCAGCAGCAGCAGCAUCAUCGUCAUCAUCGUUGUCGGGUUCCGUGUAUGCAAACGGAAAUAGUAACGGUAACGGCCACCACACCAGCAGCAGCAGUAGCUGUGGCAGCAACAGCAACAGUCCACGCAGUCAAUUGGUGGCCGGAGCUCGAGCUGGCCAUGAUUACGAGUACGUUGGCAGCGUCAGCGUCGUUGCACCCCCCGCCACUGCAGCCCAUGGACAAUUGGAGGCGUCAUCGCUGCGCCACAGCGAAGGUCGCAGCAUUAUCUCGGAGGAUGAAAAUUCCUCGUCCAACUCCAACAACUCCUACUCCCAACAACAACUGCAGCAGCAGCAGCAACAACUAAUUGCCACAUCAAUAGCAGCAGGCAGAGCUGCAGCAGUGGCUGUGGCAGCGGCAGCGGCAGCAAGAGGCAGCAGCCCCGCCUCCAACACUGCAACGUCUCCCCCCAAAUCUCCCACCUCCAACGCCACUUCAGCCGCCGCUGCCGCCGCCUCCGUUACUUCUUUCAUACUGCGGGCGAAUGCCAAUGGUAGUGCCCCAACCUUCAUCCAUCAGGCUGCCAAGCACAAGCUGAGCAACGGCAACGGCAACGGCAAUGGCAAUGGCAAUUCGAAUGGUAGCAGUGGCAGUGGCAGUGCCAGUGGCAGUGCCAGUAGUGGUGGAUCAGAGAUUCCGCGCAAAUAUCUGCUGGUGUCGGAUGGCAAGGGCACCGUUUACCCGGCACCAGACAGCGGCUCCAACUCCACCUCCGCAGCGCCAGGAGCAGGAGCCUCCUCGGCUUCUGCCUCGGCCUUUCCGUUGGGUGCCAGCCAUGGGGUAGGCAGUGCCGGGCGCCUGUCUGAUUUGCAAAAUGCCAUUUGGCAGGAGAGUCAGCGGCACCAUCCGCACCACCAUCACCAGCAGCAGCAGCAAAAGCAGGUCCUGGGGAAGUCAGGGAUACCACUCACCCCGCCACCGAUGUCCACACGCAAAGUGGCCGACCCGAAUGCCCGUAUACGUUCGUACUCACUCUCCUCCCAUAAAUUUCCAGCGCCCGCUCAGGGCGACAGCCACCAGCAGCAGCACCAUCACCCACUUGGCUACAUGAACGGCGGACGGGUGGUGGGUGGAGCGGCGGGCGCAAGCAGCUCCUACCGCCAGUUAAUCAAUGUUCAGGCAGCAGCGAGUGCGGCAGCAGCAGCCGCCGCAGCAGCGUCAAUGGCCAGCAGCUCCUCUGUAUCGACAUCGGCGCCAGCGGUGGGAUCUCAACUAAGCCACGGCGGCCGCAGGCGCACGACUAGCUCCAACAGCAACGGAGCUGGCAAUCGGGAAGUGCACAACAAGCUAGAGAAGAAUCGUCGGGCACAGCUGAAGGAGUGCUACGAUCAGCUGAAAAGGGAACUACCCAUGGGUGACGAGGAUCGCAAGAAGACCUCCAAUUUGAUAAUACUCGAUACAGCCCAUAAAUAUGUCAAGGAAUUGACCAAGCGUGGUCGCGAACAGGAGGCGGAGGUGGAGCGUCUGGCCAAGCAGAAGAUUGAGCUGCAGAAGCGAUUGAAUAGUUUGAGAAGGGACACGGACCAGCAGAGCAUUCCACUGAAUGAAAAAGCCGUUUGCCUGGCGGCCGGUUCAUCAGCAUCCGCUACAUCCAGUGGACGCAGCGGAACAACAAUACUGUUUGAUGCCACAACAGCCUCUGUCUGUGCAACUGGGCUAACAACUGUGAUAAGCAAAACGAAUGCAACAACAACAGCAGCAACCGCCGCAGCAGCAGCAACAGCAGGAGCUGCAGUAGGAGCUGGAACAGGAGCAGGAGCAGGAGCAGGAGCAGGAACCAUCUCCAAGCAAAUCUCCUCUUCCAGCGUUAAAGCUGUGGCUGUCGCACCUUCUGGCAAUCACUUGAUCCCCGGUAAUGGAAAUGGGAAUGGAACCGCAACCGCAACCGCAACCGGAACCGGAACAGCCAUCAUGACAAUUAAGAACGGCAGCAUUUUGGCCAUCUCACCUACGGCCAUUCUGCAGCAGCAUCAUCACUCCCAGCACAGCAGUCCGGCGGGCAGUCCCACGAGUGUGACAAUGGGUGCAACCACAACUCGUGGAUCGCCCACACCAUCGACACCGUCGCCAUCGCCCAGCUCCUCAUCGAGCGGCGUCUCGUCGUCGGCCUCUUUCAUGAGCUCCUCAUCAUCAUCGUCAUCCUCCUCCUCAUCUUCGUCGUCGUCGUCCAGCUCAUCGUCAAGCUCCUCUUCGUCGCCCACACAGACGACGACUGCGCAUCUAUUGGGAUCGCGCAGCGUUGGCCUAAAGUACCAUGGGGCCGCAGGCGGCCCUGGUACCGCACUGAAUGGAGGCGCCACCAUAGUGGCCACCGCAGUGCCAUCAGCUGCGGGAUCAGCGAAUGGUUUCCAUCAGGCGGAAAAGGAUCGUAGUUACAAUUUCUUGACGCUCAGUGCUGGCACAACGGCGCAGUAAUUUGUGGAGGAAGAAGCAACAGCCAACAAACCAACAAUUACAACAACUAUAACAAUAAAAACAACAACAACAGCAACAACAACUGAAUUGUGUGCAACAGCUCCCACCUUAUAAAAAAAAGUAAAAGCACCUACAACAACAAUGAGAACAUACGAUGAAACCAAUGAAAGAGCAAAUGAUGAUUGUUCUUCAAGAAUCUUCUACAUUUCUUUCUCAACAACAGCAACACCACUUGGCACACACAAACACACACACGUAUAAAAUUUCAACAACAGCAAACAAUUACAUUUGUUGUAACAACAACAACAAACAGUUCCGCCCAACAUUUAGCAUCGAUUUUGAAAAUCAUUGAGUAAAAGAGAACAAAGAAAUAUGGAGGGAGAUAGAGCAAAGUUAUUUUUUAAUAGAUGAUUUUACACAAAAACAAGCGGCAGUAGAACGAACACAGUGGGAAAAUAGACACACACACACACACACACACUCAAGCAAACAACAUGUGCAACAAUAAUCAAAAAGGCGGCACAACAUGUGCAACAAUAAUCAACAACAACCAGACCAAACAUAUGAAGCAAUCACAGCAGAUCAACAAUAAAAAGUUACACCAACAUCAAGAGCAACAACAAAAAUCAACAACAACAGAAGCAAGAAUAAAAAACACCAGCAAAAUGAUUACCAACUAAAUAUAGAAGCAGUAAUAGAAAGCAUUAGCCAAGAGCUAACA
This is a messenger RNA of Drosophila guanche, 3800 nucleotides long. RefSeq lists its product as uncharacterized. The transcript has 7 exons. Gene Ontology annotation, biological process: regulation of transcription by RNA polymerase II. NCBI's taxonomy places the organism in Eukaryota, Metazoa, Arthropoda, Insecta, Diptera, Drosophilidae. The record is from RefSeq and is a predicted model, not a curated record. Bases 371 to 3079 code for a protein of 902 amino acids. Gene Ontology annotation, molecular function: protein dimerization activity; DNA-binding transcription factor activity, RNA polymerase II-specific; RNA polymerase II cis-regulatory region sequence-specific DNA binding.